CAGCUGGGGACCUGACACACAGCCCAGGCAUAUGCCCUGACUGGGAACCCAACUGGUGACCUCUCACCUUGUGGGACGAUGCUCAACCAACUGAGCCAUGCCAGUCAGGGCAGGGUGUGUAUUUUCAUGAAGGUUUUCUCCUUGAUCCAGUCUCUGCAAUAGUAUCAUGCCCUUAUCUUAGCAUCUCCCUAGCCCUUCCCACCACCUGCUCAUGUUCUUUGCCAGCCUGAUAGAAGCUACAGUCCUUUCCACAUGUGGCCGAACAGUGCAGAAGUCCCUGUUUAUGUUUGGGUGGAGGUGAGUGGGUAGGAUUACCUGGGUAUAGACAAUGAGAAGACAUUCAGGCUGGCUAAGGCUGUGAACCUGAUGCUGGGACUCUGGUCUUUUCUGUGGGGCAGGUUUGCAUUUUUUUUAAGCUGGUAAGAACACAGCAAAAACUCUAUCUCAAGCAAAAUCCACGCUGUGGAUAAACCCCGUGCCAGCCUACCAUGGGCAUGAAGCCAGGCUGUAGUAAACACAGGUGUGAAGGAAACAUUUGCCAUGGAAGCCAAGGAGCUGGAGAGCCAGGCGUCUGCAUAUCAUUUCAUUCCUGAGGCCGGCCAGCCCAGGGAGGAAGAUGACAACAUGCCACCUCAAGGGACCACAGAAACUAUGCAGCUGAAGAAGGAGAUCUCUCUGCUGAAUGGCAUCAGCUUGGUGGUGGGCAAUAUGAUCGGCUCAGGAAUCUUUGUUUCACCCAAGGGUGUUCUGGCAUACACGACUUCCUAUGGGUUGUCACUGGUCAUAUGGGCCAUUGGUGGGCUUUUCUCCGUUGUGGGUGCCCUUUGCUAUGCAGAACUGGGGACCACCAUCACCAAGUCUGGGGCCAGCUAUGCCUAUAUUCUAGAGGCUUUUGGGGGCUUCAUUGCCUUCAUUCGUCUGUGGGCCUCCCUGUUAAUUGUUGAGCCCACCAGUCAGGCCAUCAUCGCCAUCACCUUCGCCAACUACAUCAUCCAGCCCUCCUUUCCUACCUGUGAUCCCCCGUACCUGGCCUGCCGUCUCCUCGCUGCUGCUUGCAUAUGUCUGCUGACAUUUGUGAACUGUGCCUAUGUCAAAUGGGGCACACGUGUACAGGAUACGUUCACUUACGCUAAGGUCCUAGCGCUCAUUGCCAUCAUCAUCAUGGGCCUGGUGAAACUGUGCCAGGGACACUCUGAGCACUUUCAGGACGCCUUUGAGGGUUCCUCCUGGGACAUGGGAAAAAUCUCUCUCGCCCUCUACUCUGCCCUCUUCUCUUACUCAGGUUGGGAUACCCUUAAUUUUGUAACAGAAGAAAUCAAAAACCCAGAAAGAAAUUUGCCCCUGGCCAUUGGGAUUUCUCUGCCCAUUGUGACGCUCAUCUACAUUCUGACCAACGUGGCUUAUUACACAGUGCUGAACGUUUCCGAUGUCCUUGGCAGUGAUGCUGUGGCUGUGACAUUUGCAGACCAGACCUUUGGCGUAUUCAGCUGGACCAUUCCCAUUGCUGUUGCCGUGUCCUGCUUCGGGGGCCUCAAUGCAUCUAUCUUUGCUUCAUCAAGGUUAUUCUUCGUGGGCUCCCGCGAAGGUCACCUCCCAGACCUCCUGUCCAUGAUCCACAUUGAGCGUUUUACACCCAUCCCUGCUUUAUUGUUCAAUUGCACCAUGACACUCAUCUACCUCACCGUGGAGGAUGUUUUCCUACUCAUCAACUACUUCAGCUUCAGCUACUGGUUCUUUGUGGGCCUGUCUGUGGCUGGACAGCUCUACCUUCGCUGGAAGGAGCCCAACCGGCCCAGGCCUCUCAAGCUGAGCCUGUUUUUUCCCAUCGUGUUCUGCAUAUGCUCCUUGUUUCUGGUGAUUGUGCCCCUUUUUAGUGACACCAUCAAUUCACUCAUUGGCAUUGGGAUCGCCCUCUCCGGAGUCCCCAUCUACUUCCUAGGUGUUUACCUGCCAGAGUCCCGGAGGCCACGCUUUGUUCGGAACAUCCUGGCUGCUGUCACCAGAGUCACCCAGCGCAUUUGCUUUUGCGUCCUGACUGAGCUAGAUAUAGCUGAAGAGGGAAAGGUUGAGAGGAAAACUGAUUAGAGGCCAGAGAAGUCCCCUGGGGCCUGGAAGGUUGGCUACCUGUGGCCACAGCCACGGAAGUCCAGAUGACAAGACUGUGGGUCCAACCCUCUUGAACUAAAGGAGCCUGUUGGCCCAUAUUAUGUAAGGGGGCUCAGGGCUGACGGCCUCCUCAGGUGGUCGCUCUCAUUGGUAAGCUAUGGGAAGAGACUCAGAGUCGGGGCCAGCAUGAAGGUGGGGCCUCU
Messenger RNA from Pteronotus mesoamericanus, 2309 nucleotides. RefSeq names its product solute carrier family 7 member 6 (gene SLC7A6). Gene Ontology annotation, molecular function: L-amino acid transmembrane transporter activity. Gene Ontology annotation, biological process: amino acid transmembrane transport. The transcript has 10 exons. NCBI's taxonomy places the organism in Eukaryota, Metazoa, Chordata, Mammalia, Chiroptera, Mormoopidae. The coding region runs from base 541 to 2085 and encodes 514 amino acids. Gene Ontology annotation, cellular component: membrane. The record is from RefSeq and is a predicted model, not a curated record.